AUGCUAGCAGGGGUAGAUGAAACCAUAAAUUCCUUGUAUAUACAAGGAAAUGGACCAACAGCGGCAUCAGUGACGUCAGAUGGGCCACGUUCAAAUCUCGAAGCGCAACUCUGCUCUUACCCCGUUUGCGUUCGAAGAAUGGCAUCCUAUCUUUCCGGACUUACGCGCCAAAUUCUUCGUCCUGGACUCAAUAUGUCCGGUGGCCAUCAGUUUACUCGACCCCUAACUCCCAAUUUCAUCAGAGCAGGUCUCAAUCCUUCAAGAGGGCUUCAGCAUACUUUGCAACUACGAGGCUCUCCAUCGUUUACAUGGAGCAAUGCUCAGCAUAGUUCGUUCAAGGCGAGGGUCAAUUUACCUUUCCUGAUGAAGGGAGCUUGCGUAGCAGGUGUUGGCCUGGGUCUUGCUAGCCUCAACCAACCGGCGAUCCAAUGCGACUCACCGAACACAACCGCAGUUGCGACUCCAACUCCGCCCCCUGUUCCUUCAUAUGAAGGCGGUCUUCCUCCCCCGCCAGCAUCAUCCGUUUCCCUAUACGAGCUAGGCUUUGGCACCGUUACAGGCAUAUGCGCAGGCAUAUUCGUCAAGAAAGGCUCAAAGGCGCUAGCGUGGCUUCUUGGAGGCAUCUUCGUCCUCCUCCAGUACCUAGCAUCGACCUCUAUCAUCCGUGUAGAUUGGGCAAGAGUUGGGAAGAAAUUCGAGAACCAGUUCCACACCACAGACUCGUCUGGCGCGUCGCGGCCGCCCACUAUCUUCAUGUUAUGGAACUGGCUCAUCAAUUUCCUCACUGCUGAUUUCCAACCGAGGGCGUCGUUUAUUGCAGGAUUUGCUCUUGGGUUGAGAAUAGGUUGA
Molecule: messenger RNA, 849 nt
Organism: Cyclocybe aegerita
Lineage: Eukaryota; Fungi; Basidiomycota; Agaricomycetes; Agaricales; Hemipholiotaceae
Source: the annotation of a GenBank genome assembly